AUGCCUGUAGAAUAUAAACAAUGUCCAGCAAUUCAACUCAUCACAUACAAUCAUGAAGAUGGGGCCAAAACAAUAUUCAAUAAGAGAGAAGAUCUACAGAAUAGCAGUAAGAAGAAUUGCAAGACAAUUGAAGAUAAAGCUAUUAAAGAGUUGAUGAUCAAAACAAGCCAGGUGCAGCAUCCUAUUGCUAAUCUGAGUGAAGACAACAACAGUUCACCUGCCUCAGAGAAGAUAAAGAAAGAUGAUUUUGAGGUUGUAGUAUUCUCUGAUGAGAAUGAUGAGAAGAACAAUGAGACAGAGGAUGAUUGGAUUAUUAAUAUCUAG
Molecule: messenger RNA, 324 nt
Organism: Coccidioides immitis RS
Lineage: Eukaryota; Fungi; Ascomycota; Eurotiomycetes; Onygenales; Onygenaceae
Exons: 5
Coding region: 1-324 (107 amino acids)
Source: RefSeq, a predicted model, not a curated record